Messenger RNA from Cucumis melo (muskmelon), 1068 nucleotides. Its product is annotated as F-box protein At5g18160-like. NCBI's taxonomy places the organism in Eukaryota, Viridiplantae, Streptophyta, Magnoliopsida, Cucurbitales, Cucurbitaceae. The record is from RefSeq and is a predicted model, not a curated record. Bases 1 to 1068 code for a protein of 355 amino acids. The transcript has a single exon. Gene Ontology annotation, molecular function: protein binding.
AUGGUUUGCUCCGAUGUUGAUCAGGAAGAUCCCAUGGCGGAGGAGCACAACAGUCGUUUCAUACCACAUGACAUAACAAUCGAAAUUCUCCAACACUUCUCUCUAAGAUCACUCGCCAUUGCAAAUUCUGUCUCUAAGCUUUGGCAGUCCUUCGUUUUCACCAAAUCUCUCCAUCUCCACACUCCUCCUUCCCCUCCAAUCCGCCAUGGCUUCUUCUUUCAAAGCUCUCACAUCCCAAAAAAUGGCGCCCCCAUUCACUUCUUCCCUUCGUCUCCCACCUCUCUAACCAAAACCCGUUUCCCCAAUCUCCGUCUUCUCGCCUCCAGCAAUGGCCUCCUCCUCUGUAGCAAACCAAAUCAAAACCCCGCCAUCCAUUACUCUGUUUUCAAUCCCUCCACAACUCAACUCAUUCCCAUCCCCAAACCAAGUAAUCUCAUCUCCAGUGUCAAAAUCGGCUUCCAUUCACAUGAUUCUGUGUCUUUCACCAUCCUUCGAUUUGUAAAUUUUGGGUUCAAACCGAUGGAGAUUUUCGCCUCAGAAACGGGGGAAUGGCGGCGGCUGGAUUUGUAUUUUGAUAUGGAUACUAUAUUUUUGCCAUUUGAAGGACCAUCGGCGGUGGUUUUGAACGGAGUUUUUUAUUGGUUGGAGUUUAAUUCCUUCAUUUACGCCUUUGAUUUGCUUAGGAAUGAGUUUUAUCAAGUGGGGUUUCCUUAUGAAGAAACAGAGUAUGGGCGAAGUGUGUUGUUACGAUGCCUCGCUAUCGCGGGCGGGAGGCUGAUGAUGGCUUCGACGGAUGGGGAGGUUGUUGAGAUACGGGUUCUUGAAGAUAGGGAUUGUUUGUGGAGUUUGAAGUGCAGAAUGAGAGUUGAAGAUGUUGUUGUUGGCAUCAAUGAAAACAGUCGGAGAUUGGUUGGGAUUGUGGGGUUUGAUUCGGAAAGGAUUUACUUGAACACGACGGAGUUUGUGAUUUGUUGCGAUGUUGGGAGUGGAAAAGUUGAGAUUGUUUACAGAUUUGAUACAAUUUUGGAGUCUACCCAUCUUUCUAACUUCACCUUUUUUCCUUAUUAG